AGGCUCUUUAACUAUUGUUGUAGCUCACCAUAUGUAUUUCAUGCCCCUUUAUCCAUAUCUAGCUAUUGACUAUGCUACACAACUAUCAUUGUUCAGACAUCACAUGUGGAUUGGUGGAUUUCUCAUAGUUGGUGCUGCUGCGCAUGCAGCCAUUUUUAUGGUAAGAGACUAUGAUCCAACUAAUCGAUACAACGAUUAUUAGAUCGUGUCCUGAGGCAUCGCGAUGCAAUCAUAUCACACCUCAACUGGGUAUGUAUAUUUCUAGGCUUCCACAGUUUUGGUUUGUAUAUUCAUAAUGAUACCAUGAGUGCUUUAGGGCGUCCACAAGAUAUGUUUUCAGAUACUGCUAUACAAUUACAACCAGUCCUUGCUCAAUGGAAACAAAAUACCCAUGCUUUAGCACCUGGUGUAACAGCCCCUGGUGAAACAGCGAGCACCAGUUUGACUUGGGGGGGCGGUGAGUUAGUAGCAGUGGGUGGCAAAGUAGCUUUGCUACCUAUUCCAUUAGGAACGGCCGACUUUUUGGUACAUCAUAUUCAUGCAUUUACAAUUCAUGUGACGGUAUUGAUACUGUUGAAAGGUGUUUUAUUUGCUCGUAGCUCGCGGUUAAUACCAGAUAAAGCAAAUCUUGGUUUUCGUUUCCCUUGUGAUGGGCCUGGAAGAGGAGGAACGUGUCAAGUAUCUGCUUGGGAUCAUGUCUUCUUAGGACUAUUCUGGAUGUACAAUUUUAUUUCGGUAGUAAUAUUCCAUUUCAGUUGGAAAAUGCAGUCAUAUGUUUGGGGUAGUAUAAGCGAUCAAGGGGUGGUAACUCAUAUUACCGGAGGAAACUUUGCACAGAGUUCCAUUACUAUUAAUGGGUGGCUCCGCGAUUUCUUAUGGGCACAAGCAUCUCAGGUAAUUCAAUCUUAUGGUUCUUCGUUAUCUGCAUAUGGUCUUUUUUCCUAGGUGCUCAUUUUUUAUGGGCUUUCAGUUUAAUGUUUCUAUUCAGCGGGCGUGGUUAUUGGCAAGAACUUAUUGAAUCCAUUGUUUGGGCUCAUAAUAAAUUAAAAGUUGCUCCUGCUACUCAGCCUAGAGCCUUGAGCAUUGUACAAGGACGUGCUGUAGGAGUAACCCAUUACCUUCUGGGUGGAAUUGCCACAACAUGGGCGUUCUUCUUUAGCAAGAAUUAUUGCAGUAGGAUAAUGGCUAGGAGGAUUUGAAAGUCAUUAUGGCAUUAAGAUUUCCAAGGUUUAGCCAAGGCUUAGCUCAGGACCCCACUACUCGUCGCAUUUGGUUUGGUAUUGCUACCGCACAUGACUUCGAGAGUCAUGAUGAUAUUACUGAAGAACGUCUUUAUCAGAAUAUUUUUGCUUCUCAUUUCGGGCAAUUAGCAAUAAUUUUUCUGAGGACUUCCGGAAAUUUGUUUCAUGUAGCUUGGCAAGGAAAUUUUGAGACAUGGAUACAAGACCCUUUACAUGUAAGACCGAUUGCUCAUGCUAUUUGGGAUCCUCAUUUUGGUCAACCGGCUGUGGAAGCAUUUACUCGAGGAGGUGCUCUUGGCACGGUGAAUAUAGCUUAUUCUGGUGUUUAUCAGUGGUGGUAUACAAUCGGUUUACGUACUAAUGAAGAUCUUUAUACUGGAGCUCUUUUUCUAUUAUUUCUUUCUGCCCUAUCCUUAAUAGGGGGUUGGUUACACCUACAACCAAAAUGGAAACCAAGAGUUUCAUGGUUCAAAAAUGCUGAAUCUCGUCUGAAUCAUCAUUUGCCAGGACUAUUCGAGGUAAGCUCCUUGGCUUGGACAGGUCAUUUAGUACAUGUCGCUAUUCCUGCAUCCAAGGGGGAAUAUGUUCGAUGGAAUAAUAUCUUAAGUGUAUUACCGCAUCCCCAAGGGUUAGGCCCACUUUUUACGGGUCAGUGGAAUCUGUAUGCUCAAAACCCCGAUUCAAGUAGUCAUUUAUUUGGUACCUCCCAAGGAUCAGGAACUGCCAUUCUAACCCUUCUUGGGGGAUUCCAUCCACAAUCGCAAAGUUUAUGGCUAACUGAUAUGGCACAUCAUCAUCAAGCUAUCGCAAUUCUUUUCCUCAUUGCGGGUCAUAUGUAUAGAACUAACUUUGGAAUCGGACACAGUAUAAAAGAUCUUUUAGAAGCACAUAUUCCUCCGGGAGGACGGUUGGGGCGGGGGCAUAAGGGUCUUUAUGACACAAUCAAUAAUUCGAUUCAUUUUCAAUUAGGCCUUCCUCUAGCCUCCGUGGGAGUUAUUACUUCCUUGGUAGCUCAACACAUGUACUCUUUACCUGCUUAUGCGUUCAUAGCGCAAGAUUUUACGACUCAAGCUGCGUUAUAUACCCAUCAAUAAUACAUUGCAGGAUUCAUCAUGACAGGAGUUUUUGCUCAUGGAGCUAUAUUUUUUAUUAGAGAUUACAAUCCAGAACAGAAUGAGGAUAACGUAUUGGCAAGAAUGUUAGACCAUAAAGAAGCUAUCAUAUCCCAUUUAAGUUGGGCCAGCCUCUUUCUAGGGUUCCAUACUUUGGGACUUUAUGUUCAUAAUGACGUCAUGCUUGCUUUUGGUACUCCCGAAAAACAAAUCUUGAUCGAACCCAUAUUUUCCCAAUGGAUACAAUCCGCUCAUGGGAAAACUUCAUAUGGAUUUGAUGUACUUUUAUCUUCCGACAAAUGGCCCAGCAUUUAAUGCGGGUCGAAGCAUAUGGUUGCCCGGCUGGUUAAAUGCUAUUAAUGAGAAUAGUAAUUCAUUAUUCUUAACAAUAGGUCCUGGAGAUUUCUUGGUUCAUCAUGCUAUUGCUUUAGGUUUACAUACAACUACAUUGAUCUUAGUAAAAGGUGCUUUAGAUGCACGUGGUUCCAAGUUAAUGCUAGAUAAAAAGGAUUUCGGGUAUAGUUUUCCUUGCGAUGGUCCGGGACGAGGUGGUACUUGUGAUAUUUCGGCUUGGAACACAUUUUAUUUGGCUGUUUUUUGGAUGUUAAAUACUAUUGGAUGGGUUACUUUUAUUGGCAUUGGAAACACAUCACAUUAUGGCAAGGUAACGUUUCACAUUUUAAUGAAUCUCCACUUAUUUGAGGGGAUGGUUAAGAGAUUAUCUAUAGUUAAACUCUUCAGAACUUAUUAAUGGAUAUAACCCGUUUGGUAUGAAUAGUUUAUCAGUCUGGGCAUGGAUGUUCUUAUUUGGGCAUCUUGUUUGGGCUACUGGAUUUAUGUUCUUAAUUUCCUGGCGUGGUUAUUGGCAGGAAUUGAUUGAUACUUUAGCAUGGGCUCAUGAACGUACACCUUUGGCAAAUUUGAUUCGAUGGAAAGAUAAACCAGUAGCUCUUUCAAUUGUGCAAGCAAGAUUGGUUGGAUUAGCUCACUUUUCUGUAGGUUAUAUAUUCACUAUGCGGCUUUCUUGAUUGCCUCCACGUCGGGCAAAUUUGGUUAAUUAUUUAAUUAUUCUAUCCGCAAUAAUAUUUUUUCUUAUUAAUUUUAUUAAAAUAAUAAAAAUAUAGGUAUGCACUCUUAUAUUUAUUUCUACAUCUAGGAUCCGAUUUGUAUCAUUAUCAUUGAUAAUAAGAGGAACUUAAGCAUUAUGGCAAAGAAAAGUUUGAUUUAUAGGGAGAAGAAGAGGCAAAAAUUAGAACAAAAAUAUCAUUUGAUUCGUCGAUCCUUAAAAAAGGAAAUAAGUGAGAUUCCGUCGCUAAGUGAGAAGUGGAAAAUUAAUGGAAAAUUACAAUCCCCACCGCGUAAUAGUGCACCUACACGUCUUCACCGACGUUGCUUCUCGACCGGAAGACCGAGAGCUAACUAUUGAGACUUUGGACUAUCUGGACACAUCCUUCGGGAAAUGGUUCAGGCAUGUUUAUUGCCAGGGGCAACAAGAUCAAGCUGGUAAAGAUUUAAGUAUCCUUUAAUUUUUCUAUUUUUUCUAUGCUCGAUGAGGCCCCUUUACCAUUCUGUCUAAAUAGGCUAUUCUAUUUGUACAGAUAUGGAAUAGGGGCGCAUUCAAUUCGUCUUUGUUUAUUAGAGUUUAGUCCAAGUUUUUUUGUUUCAUCGCGGGGUAGAGAGUUUGGUAGCUCGCAAGGCUCAUAACCUUGAGGUCACGGGUUCAAAUCCUGUCUCCGCAACAUUUUUUUUUCAACAAAUGUAAGUUUGAUUCUAUUAACUAUAAUUAAUACUUAUCUUUUGGGACGCGAGGCAAAAAUUACUAUAUUUCCCGGUCAACUAUACCGAAUCUUUGAUCUUUUUGAAUCCAUUUCUAUUUGGGCAGAUAGCGGGAAUCGAACCCGCGUCUUCUCCUUGGCAAAGAGAAAUUUUACCAUUCGACUAUAUCCGCAUUUUUUUGCCUUCUUGAUAAGAAAUUUAUGGAUAAUAUUUGUUCAAAGCUAUACGAGAUACACUCUUUGGUUUGGGGUCAUUUGAUAAAACUCUACUACCAAAAAAGUUCAAUUAACAAUUCUAUUAAUAUAUAUAAAUAUAUAUAUUUAUUAUAUAUUAAUAAUAUAUUUAUUCUCUAUCUAUAUAUAGAAUUCUAUAUUCAAUAAUAUAUUAUUCUCUAUUUCCAUAAAAUAUUAUAUUCUAUAUUGAUAUCAGAUAUCAAUUUUUGAUUCGUUUUUUUAUUUAAUUAGUUAUUACUAUUUCAUAGUUAUAUUUAGUAAAUUGCUAUUUAUUAAUAUUUGAUUCAUAUUUCACUCAAGUUACAGAAGUUCGACCCCCCCUCUAAUUUUUUUGUUUUCUUUAUUUGCAUUUUAUGGACUUAUAUUGAAUUUGAAUGUGUAAUUCGUGGAAUAGGAGGGGUCAUCUCAUUUUUUGAUCUGCAACGAAUGAAUUCAAGAGAUAAGAGAGUUAAGGAUACCCACCAAGAAGACUAAUCCAAUCCAUAAAGAUGUACCAGAAAAUACAACAUUUUUGUUACUCGACCACCCAUCAAGAGACGCAAAUACAAUGGGUACACUAAUCAAUAAGAUUGAUGAAGUAAUAAUUAAUGCAAAAACAGCCAAUUGAAAAGCAAUAGUCAUGUUUUUAAUCCUCCAAGCUAAUAACAAUAUACACCAUUUAAUCCUCUUACCCACUAAAAAUUUUUAAUAAAUAAAGGGAUUUUAUCAUGAAUCCGUUUAUUCGAAAUGCCUUACUUCCAACUUCUUUUUACCACUUUUAUUCUAUUCAGACAUGAAGUUAAAGGUUCUUUUUUACUUCACAAAUGGGUAGACUGGAUCAUGUAUCUCAUUUAUAUAGACCAAUUGAUAGACUUAUAAAGAAAGUCACACUCUAUAUCUUUUUCUACAUAGUGAUCGUAUUAACUCAUCGAGCUAUGUUAUAUUUGGCGAAAAAAGAUAAAAUAGAAAUUAUCUUUUGGAGAGAUGGCCGAGUGGUUGAUGGUUCCGGUCUUGAAAACCGGUAUAGUUCAUAAAAAAUAACUAUCGAGGGUUCGAAUCCCUCUCUCUCCUUUUAUUGGAUGAAUAGAUUUUUUUCUUUAUUGGCUUUUUUUACUUCUUAUCAUCAUAAAAAAGGAGAAUGGCUCGGCUAUACUAUCCAGCCGAGCCAGAAAAAACGAGAUUGAAUUGAAAGAAAGAAACAAGACUUUUUAAUAUGACCCGAUUUUUACUUUCCUAUUUUAACUACUACUUUAGUUAAGAGGAGUCAUAGAAAGAACAUGUUCAAAAACACGAUCAAUUCCUUUUUCAAAUCCUGCUGCCGCUGCCCAAGCUCUUCCCGCAUUCCAUAAAUGACCCACGAAUAGGAAGAAUCCUAGAACAAAAUGAGAGGUAGAUAACCAACUUCUUGGAGAGACGUAAUUGACUGCAUUGAUCUCAGUAGCUACGCCCCCUACAGAAUUUAAGGAACCUAAAGGAGCAUGAGUCAUAUAUUCUGCAGAACGUCGUUCUUGCCAAGGUUGUAUGUCUUUUUUCAACCUACUUAAGUCCAAACCAUUAGGACCCCUUAAAGGUUCUAACCAGGGAGCACGCAGAUCCCAAAAACGCAUUGUUUCUCCUCCAAAAAUAACUUCUCCAGUCGGGAAACGCAUUAAGUAUUUACCUAAACCUGUAGGUCCUUGAGCAGACCCCACGUUAGCUCCAAGACGUUGGUCUCUAACUAGAAAAGUAAAUGCUUGAGCUUGAGAAGCUUCUGGCCCUGUAGGUCCGUAAAAUUCACUAGGGUAAGCAAUAUGAUAAA
Molecule: messenger RNA, 6139 nt
Organism: Brassica napus (rape)
Lineage: Eukaryota; Viridiplantae; Streptophyta; Magnoliopsida; Brassicales; Brassicaceae
Product: photosystem I P700 chlorophyll a apoprotein A2-like
Exons: 1
Coding region: 1208-2335 (375 amino acids)
Biological process (GO): photosynthesis
Cellular component (GO): membrane; thylakoid
Source: RefSeq, a predicted model, not a curated record